AAGUGCAGUAUCAAGCUUCCAGCACAAAUUACUGUAUACAUUAUUGAGAAUUCCAAACUUCAAAGAAUCGCUCAAGUCAAGAGGCCAGACUUCGUUCCUCGCUUCCACUGCCUAACAUUGGCGUUUCUACAGUAGUUCCACAUAGCAGGCGGUAAUACUGUAGCUUAUGAUGGUACGUUAAAGCCCAGGCGAUGGCUUGGGUCGGCCUGCGCGUGCCUUUAGAGAAAUGGCUUGGGCCUAUUGGAGCUAGCCGAUUCACCGAUGAGGACCUGCGCCGGCUAUGGGAGGGUGGCUAUGAGACGCUGGAGGACCUGCAGAUUGCGAGCCAGGCGGGUCUCGAGCGGGCCAGGUUGAGGCCGGCGAGGGCGGACCAGAUUAUCCACGCUCAAGGCGCAGCUGCUGGCACGAAAAGAGCGGUUGGCGCAGGCGCGGCGGCUGGCCUGGACGUGGGGAGCGCGGCCGGGGCCGGACGUGUCUGCCCAGGCUGGCAUGGGCAAACGCAGAGGCUGGUGUGUGGGCCACGGCGCCACUACUAACUCAACGGGGUUUCACGCGCUGGAGCCUGUGGCGGAGGAGCUGGUGCCCAGUUGGUGCCAGGGGGCCUGCAGUGGCACGGUCCGUUGGGGAAAGGGCCCCCUGGACUUCACCUAUGUGCUUCACACAACCUUUCCCAGCUGGAAAGAGCCCACGAACCGGGACCACAAGUGCAACUUGUGCACGGGCUGCGUGAAGGACGCGAAGAAGGUGGAGGAGGAGGCCAAUCAGAUCUAUGGCACCGUUGCAGUCCAUACCGACCCCACCAGCAGCUGCACAGCCCGUGCGUUCUCCAGCCCUGCCGGUGUGGCAGUCGACGCACGGAACGGCGUCGCCGUAGUGCACGUCAACAACUCAUCCGCCGAGACAUUUGUGCGUCUUCCGCUGCCUGCCGUGCACACCGUGGCUGGUACGCUGGCCGCGGCAGUACGGCGGCCUGGCGGCAAGGGGGCGGGCACUGCUGCCGUGCCAGCUACCCACUUCAAUGCCGCCGCCCACGCACUUGCCAACGCAGUGACUGCCAAU
This is a messenger RNA of Chlamydomonas reinhardtii, 1059 nucleotides long. RefSeq lists its product as uncharacterized. The transcript has 4 exons. The record is from RefSeq and is a predicted model, not a curated record. Bases 192 to 536 code for a protein of 114 amino acids. NCBI's taxonomy places the organism in Eukaryota, Viridiplantae, Chlorophyta, Chlorophyceae, Chlamydomonadales, Chlamydomonadaceae.